Messenger RNA from Daphnia carinata, 2248 nucleotides. RefSeq names its product mucin-2-like. Bases 75 to 1985 code for a protein of 636 amino acids. Lineage: Eukaryota; Metazoa; Arthropoda; Branchiopoda; Diplostraca; Daphniidae. The transcript is spliced from 8 exons. The record is from RefSeq and is a predicted model, not a curated record. Gene Ontology annotation, cellular component: membrane.
AUUUCUAUUCACACACGCCAUUGCUACACUGUUGGCCAGUUUAAUAUAGCGAAAUUUGUUUCACUGCAAACGAAAUGAGUGACUUAAUUUUAUUCUUAAUGACUAGUGUCAUCGUUUCUGUUUGCUUGGCGAGUCCUGUUCGAGAGAUUUAUCACAUCGAUCCGCUGGAAGCCAGGGUACUGUUAAGCAACGAUUUUGAGAGUGGCUUUGAAGAUCCGUGGUACGACAGUUCGCCAUCCACUGUUCAUUGGGUUAUCGAAGAUUUCAGUUCGCCAGCGGAAAACUAUGCACCUCCUACUCUGUUAAACGGCACGAAAUAUCUACGAGCGACGCGAGAUGAUCACCUGACUGCCGGCCUUCUCGUGUUGCGAACGGUGGCAUUCACUGCGCUACCUGGCGAUGAGAUUUCGUUCAACUUUUGGAUUCAUUCCAAGUACAUGGGUGGCAACACCUUAGAGGUGGUUCUGUCUGUUGAUGGAGUGGAAACAAUAUUUCUGAUAUUAUCGAGGUAUUCUUCACCGGACAAUGUAGACUGGCGUGUAGGGUCUAGUCCUCUUCCAGUGACGGAACCUACGGAAGCGACGUUGAUAUUUUACGCGUUCUGUGGAGGAGAUGCAGUGGAUGCUAUUGCCAUUGAUGACAUUUUUGUUGGAUCAAAUGGAUCUUCUACUCCGACCACUACCCCGACCACUACUCCGACCACUACUCCGACCACUACUCCGACCACUACUCCGACCACUACUCCGACCACUACUCCGACCACUACUCCGACCACUACUCCGACCACUACCCCGACCACUACUCCGACCACUACCCCGACCACUACUCCGACCACUACCCCGACCACUACCCCGUUUACACCUCCAACAGCUCCGUGUGUAGGUUGUUCGACCAGCACACCCACAGCGACAACCACUGAAACUUCGAUACCCACAACUGUUUUCACUCCUCCAACAGCCCCGUGCAUUGGUGAAGCAUGUCCAACUCAAAGUACCCUGUCGAAAACGAUUGGCAACCGUAGCCAACACGAACAGCGCGAUCCACUAGCGGUUAGCAAUUCGUUGGAUAACGAUUUUGAAAGUGGCUACAGAAAUCCGUGGUACGACAACUCACCAUCUACUGUCCACUGGAUGGUGGAGGAUGUUGCUGCUCCCACAGAAGACUACGCCCCACCUAUUCUGCCAACAGGCUCCAAAUAUCUGCGAGCUGUUCGUGAUGCUCAAUUAUCUCCUGGUCUCCUCGUACUUCGCACAGCGACAUUCACGGCCGUACCUGAUGAUAAAAUUACAUUUAAUUUCUGGAUUCGCUCGAGAUACACUGCUGGCAAUACUCUACAGCUCGCCUUGGUUGUUGGUGAUAUCGAAACAAUUUUGCUAGACUUGUCUAGCUAUUCUACUUCGGUUAAUUUGGAAUGGCGUACAAUCUCGUCUGUUAUCCCUGUCGCACAACCGACUGACGUGACGUUCAUUUUCCGGGCAUUUUGUGGUGGGUAUGCAGAAGAUGCUGUCGCAAUUGAUGAUAUUUUGAUCGAGUCUCGAGAUGCAAGUACGCCGACAACUCAAUUAACUCCGCCAACAUCCACGUGCAAUGGCGUUUCGUGUCCAUCCACCACCACACCUGCAAUCACCACCAUUUCACCAACGACUCCUGAACCUUGCGGGGGUUACUAUGAUGCAACUAGCGGUACGAUCUCAUCGCCACAUUACCCGUUGUCAUAUGGUUUCAAUGAGGAUUGCAGAUACAAAAUCCAAAUGCCGUCCGGUAGUCGCGUCAAGUUGGAGUUCGGUAGUUUCAACACAGAAAGUGGAUACGAUAUUGUCACGGUUUACGAUGGAGCAACAGCUGCUUCACCGGUACUUUUGCGUGUUAGUGGAACGCGUUCAGGUCUAUCUGUCACGACCAGCGGACGUGAUUGCUUGAUACUACACACAUCUGAUUCGAAGAACAGUCUAUCCGGUUGGCAAGCAAUUUACACAUCGGUGUGAUCACACAAUGUUCAAGUUUGUAUUCGUUUCUCAGUAUUGGCUAGUUCUCAAAUUACGUUUUGGCAAAGAUAUUAUUCCCGUUGGAGCGGUGAUAAUUAAACGGGAUUUACACGCUUUAUUUUUUUAGGCAUAUUUACGUCUGUCGCCACGUGAAACGUUCUCAAAUUGCUGUCCUUAUUCCCACAAUUGUUUUUGUCCUUUGGACGGACAUUUAGUCCUUGCUAUAGGGAACAGACUGAUAACAAUCUCAAGCGCGUGAUGUU